AUGCUUCCUCCAUUUGUGCUGAUGGGCUGCUUCAGCAUUGGUACUGCGGUUAGUAAGAACGCUGCUAGUAUUCUAUUAACUCGAUUUCUGGGGGGAAUAUUCGCAUCGGCACCGAUAAGCAAUGUUCCCGCUGCAUUGGGCGACAUGUGGUCGCCAGAAGCCCGAGGAAUCGCAAUGGCAUUCGUCUCCAUUUGCAUUUCAGGGGGUCCAACCCUAGGCCCCAUCAUUGGGGCGGCAGUAGUCAUUCGCCCAGGUAUGGGCUGGCGCUGGACGGCAUACAUCGAGGCCAUCAUUAUGUUUUUUCUUUACCUCUUAUCUUUCUUCUGCCUCCCCGAGACCUUCGCACCGAUUAUUUUAAAGCACAAGGCUGAGGAGCUGCGCAAGAGCACUGGGGAUCAGCGAUAUUGGCAUCCGCAUGAAAAGGAGGAGAUCAAUGCAAGGAAUGUGAUAACCAAAUAUUUUGGCCGCCCGUUGAGAAUGCUUGUGACGGAGCCUCUAGUGACAUGCUUCAUCGGUGCUGGCUUUACUCUGGUAUUCCAACAAUGCUUGAACUUUCUCGUCGACACAUACGGUCCCUACGCAGCAAGCGCUGUCUCUGCAAACACUAUCCUUCGGUCUGUGCUGGCUUGCGCUCUACCUGCUGCGGCAGCACCGAUGGCCCAUACGAUGGGCAUUGGUCCAGCGAUAAGUCUUCUUGGGGGAAUUUCCUGCCUAGUACUCCCAGUUCCAAUCUUGUUCAUGAAAUAUGCCCCAGCUCUUCGACAGAAGUCGAAGCUCGCUGUUGCUGAUAGCUAUUAG
This is a messenger RNA of Aspergillus affinis, 798 nucleotides long. Its product is annotated as Major facilitator superfamily domain. The transcript is spliced from 4 exons. The coding region runs from base 1 to 798 and encodes 265 amino acids. Gene Ontology annotation, molecular function: transmembrane transporter activity. Gene Ontology annotation, biological process: transmembrane transport. The record is from RefSeq and is a predicted model, not a curated record. NCBI's taxonomy places the organism in Eukaryota, Fungi, Ascomycota, Eurotiomycetes, Eurotiales, Aspergillaceae.